ACCAUUUUCAAACACAACUAAAGAAGUGGGAAGAACAUCAUCACAAAACAAUAAUGGGCUCUUCUAAAUUUCUCCCAUUUCUUCAACUAGUUUUGUGUUCUUUGUUACUAGGAAUUUCAAAUGGUCAGAGCAUAGUACCAGUUGUGCCUGGACUUUCAUACACAUUUUAUGAUUCAAAUUGCCCUGGUUUAGAAAUUAUUGUUAGAAGUCAUCUUUGGGAAGUUUUUAACAAUAAUAUUACUCAAGCGGCUGGCUUACUCCGCCUUCAUUUCCACGAUUGUUUUGUUCAGGGUUGUGACGGAUCAGUUUUGCUGGAUGGAUCAACUAGCGGUCCAAGUGAGCAGGAUGCACCUCCAAACUUGACCUUACGGGCUGCCGCAUUUACAAUUAUAGACGAUCUUCGUGCACUUGUGCAUAAUGCGUGUGGUCCAAUUGUCUCUUGUGCUGAUAUCGUUGCUCUUGCAGCUCGUGAAUCUGUUUUUCUGCCAAAUGGACCAUAUUAUCAGAUCCCAUUAGGAAGAAGGGACAGUGUAAACUUUGCCACAAGACCGGUUACACUAGCCAAUUUACCACCACCUACCUUUAACACCACAAGCCUCAUCAACGCUUUUGCCGCAAAAAACUUGACUACGACCGAUCUGGUGGCCCUCUCUGGCGGGCACACCAUUGGACGCGGACACUGCGCCUCCUUCGCCAAUAGACUCUACCCUACUCAAGACUCCACCUUGGACCAAACUUUCGCUAACAACCUUAAGCUGACUUGCCCAACAAAUACCACUGAUAACUCUACAAAUUUGGACAUUCGUUCACCUAACUUGUUCGAUAACAAGUACUUUGUUGACCUUAUGAACCGCCAAGGCUUGUUCACGUCCGAUCAGGAUUUGUACACCGACUCCAGGACGAGGAACAUUGUAACAAGUUUUGCUGUCAAUCAAAGCCUAUUCUUUGAAAAAUUUGUUGAUGGUAUGUUAAAAAUGGGACAACUUGGUGUAUUGACGGGUACACAAGGGGAGAUUCGAACAAAUUGUUCUGCAACAAAUGUUAACAACAUCAACAUAGACUUAGCGUCUGUGGUAAGAGACCAUCAAGAACAAGAAAUGUUGUCUCAGUAUUAAUUGAGGAUAGAUUAUCGAUCUGCAUGCGCGUUUCAAGUCGAAUAAAUGUAACUUGCACUACUACUAAUACGUAAGUUAAUUACUUGUAGUUUUGAAAUGAUCGCACGGUUGAAAGAAGUUGUAAUCUUUCUUUUACGUUAUGUUUAGUGGGUCACUAUUCCUGCUACUUCAUUUUGAAAGGAAAAAUUGACCGCAUCAGUGUCAACUAGACAA
This is a messenger RNA of Spinacia oleracea (spinach), 1328 nucleotides long. Its product is annotated as peroxidase 12-like. Gene Ontology annotation, biological process: response to oxidative stress; hydrogen peroxide catabolic process. NCBI's taxonomy places the organism in Eukaryota, Viridiplantae, Streptophyta, Magnoliopsida, Caryophyllales, Amaranthaceae. The transcript is spliced from 3 exons. The record is from RefSeq and is a predicted model, not a curated record. The coding region runs from base 54 to 1115 and encodes 353 amino acids. Gene Ontology annotation, molecular function: peroxidase activity; heme binding.